CCACAUUACGUCAUUGAGACCGGAGCGCUCCACCUUCCAGUGGGGGACCCGCUGAUCGCCGCAUCUCGUCUCGUGCACCUGCAGCAGCAACAUCAGCAUCAGCAUCAGCAGCAGCCGGGGAGCAGCGCGCAUCCUCCUGCCUUCUUCUGGGUCGCUCCUGCUUUGGAGGCUGUAAGUAAACGGGGCCGAAAGGUUCCCGCACGGCCGGCUGAGAGAGGCGGGACUUCCGCCCCGGAGCAGAGCCGAACUAAACCGGUCCGGCUGUUUAUCUCUUUGUGCAGCCGGGGGAAGGCUGGGUCUGAUAAGGUUGUGUCAUUACAAGCCACGCCAUGCUGAUCUACCUGAUGCCAGGAGGCUGCAGACCUCUCUUCUUCCUACUGGCCGUGGUUCUACCCCUGGUUUCUCCACACACCCGGAACCACCAUGGACAGCAGAAGCACAGCGAGGAGGAACGGCCCAAGCUGCUUCUCGUGUCCUUCGACGGCUUCCGCUGGGACUACAUCUACCGCGUCCCGACUCCCAACUUCCGCAGCGUCAUGGACGAGGGGGUUAAGGUGGAGUUUGUUGAGAACGUUUACAUCACCAAAACCUACCCGAACCACUACAGCAUGGUGACGGGGCUGUACGCGGAGACGCACGGAAUUGUGGCCAACGAGAUGUACGACCCGGCUCUGAACCUGUCCUUCUCCAUGGAGACGGACAGCGUGUACGAUUCAAGGUGGUGGGAGCAGGCCGUGCCCCUCUGGGUGACCAUCCAGAAGGAUGGAGGGCGGAGCGGAGCGGCAAUGUGGCCGGGAUCUGAUGUAUUGAUCCAUGGCAUGUUCCCCUCCCGGUACCUCCUGUAUAAUGCCUCAGUUUCCUUUGAGACCAGGGUGCGGCGGAUCAUCGAGUGGUUCUCCGCGCCGGAAGGCGAAGCUGUGGAUUUUGGAAUUCUGUACUGGGAGGAGCCGGAUGAGAGUGGCCACAACCUGGGACCUCAGAGCCCCCUCAUGGAUGCGAUCAUUGCUGGGAUAGAUGAGAAGCUCGGAUUCCUCAUGAACGAGCUAAAAAAGGCGGGGCUGUAUGAGAAAGUGAACCUCAUUGUGACCAGUGACCACGGGAUGGAACAGCUUUCCCCCGAGAAGAUCAUAGAACUGGACCAGUAUGUGGACAGAGACUUGUACACCUGGGUGGAUAAGAGUCCAGUGGUGGGAAUCCUGCCCAAAGAAGGGAAGCUCGAUGAGGUGUAUGGGAAGCUCGCAGACGCCAACCCGAACAUGGCGGUGUACAGGAAGGACGACAUUCCCGAGCACUUCCAUUAUCAGCACAACAUCCGGAUCAUGCCCAUCCUCCUGGAGGCCAAGGAGGGCUGGACCAUCAUGCAGAAUCUGACCGGACUCUCCAUGCUCGGAAACCAUGGAUAUAACAACACCUUGCGUAACAUGCAGCCUGUGUUUGUGGCCCGCGGGCCGGCCUUUCGCCAGAACUAUGUCAAGACCUCCAUGCGCUCUGUGGACCUUUACCCUCUCAUGUGCCACAUCUUGGGCAUCCGGCCUCUGCCAAACAAUGGCUCUCUCCUCAACGUCCAGGACCUGCUGUCACUGGAGCCAACUACUUCCACGCCCACUUCCACCCACACCACCGUGCCUCCUAAGGUCGGCAGGUUCUCGUACGCUCCGGUUGUGGGUUCGUUCAUUGGUGUGGUGAUGGUGAUCGGAUUCCUGGUGGUCUAUGUCAUAACAGUCACUUUAAAACAGCGGCCUGCCCUUAAACUUAGAAGUUGGGAAAUGUCACAGCCCUUACUGCAAGAGGACUUGCACCUGUAGCUGUGGAAGUUUAAACGAUUGGAGAUAGAAAAGAUGAGGAGCUGUGGCUCCCCCAGGCACCCGGCUCGGCCCAGAAACAUUCUCUAAAUGUUUCCUUGGCACCAGUAAGUGCAGUUGUGCAAGAGAAACAUUCAUAGGGCUUGCAUCUGGUGCAGGUUUAAUCAAAAAUACUAAAACCACGCUUUGAUUGUGAAUUUAACUUGAGAUCAUGUAACAACCUUAAUGUCACUUUCUGCAUAGAGAUUUAGGACCAAGGGUGGAUUUUUAACCUGUGAUUCUGUUCUAGUGUGAACUUUUGGUGGCAAGAACAUUUACUUGGAUGAUAGAGAGGCAUCAGUAUGCGCAAAUUAAGUCUACCAAAGGUGUUUUAUAGUUGAUGGUCAAGGCCAGUUCGUGUUUAUGCGCAUUUGCAGGAGUCUGGGUGAGAGUCUUUCUGUAACAAUCCUCCUCAUAAGCCUAUCCAUUAAGAUUGACCUGCAGUUGAAAUUUUCUUCAGUGAUCCAACGUUUGCUCAAGCAUGGGCUGUCUUGUCAAAUUUGUAUCGUUAUAUUGGCAAAUUUGUAAUUUGAGUUUAAAAACAGGAUAAUCCUGAAUUAAUUUUUAAUGAAACAUACAUUUUCAAUGAAGUAAACAAUUCCAGUAGUUGAAUUUGGGUGGACUUUACCCACAUUUUUUGACAUCCUUGGCAAAAAUAUGUCCAAUGGGUUAACUCGUUGAUUCUUUAUUGCAAUAUUUUUUUUCUUUCAGUACAAUCCAACAUUUAUACAUUUAUUUAGUCAGACAAAGGCCCCACAAAUAAUAAUACCCACCCACCCAAUGUGAGACCCACCAGGGAUUUUGUAAAAUCCCUGGUGGGUCUCACAUUAAAAAAAAGGCAGAAUAUAUUAAAAAGCAACUUAUGCCCACUGUUAAGUGCUGUGCCAGAGAUGUGAUGCUGUGGGAAAUACCAAUGGUUUAUUUAAUUUAAUAAUCUGGACUUUUGACUGGUCAUGAGGUUUUUUCAGCUGUUUCAAUGAUUAAAAAUAUGUCCAAAUCAACACAGAAAAAUCUUCCAUCCCGACCGUAUAAAAACACAAACCAAAAAACAAAGAAGGAAGAGUCAAAGAUCCCUCUCUCAACAUCAAUAAAUGUUCCCCACUGUGUGAACAUAUUCAAAUUAAAGGUUCUAUUCUAGUCAUACUUGUGCUCCUGCAAUAAAAUAUGGAUUAAUCUAUUGCUUCUUACACAUCUCUACCAGGAGUGCCAUCAACGAUGGAGGGUGCAGUAAACACUUGUAGUUUAUAUAAGGAGAAUAUGAUUAUUCAUUGAUUAUUAUUAUGAUCCAGAUUAUACUUAUAUGCAAAUGCAGAUACAUGCAUUGACAACUAUAAAACGCCUUUGGCUGUUAAGAUCUAAAUAGAUGAUGCUUUUUUUAUUUUUUACCUUUUUUUCCUAGCUUCUAUUCUAGAUGGCAGUAUUUGGGGUCUGAUUGGGAGUUCAGUGUUUUGAGCCUGAGGGCAGCUUGUGGAAACCGGGAACUAGCUUUUAUGACCCCAUGUCCAACGUGGAGUAAUGGGCCAAUUAUCCUAAGAGGCGCUGAAAGCAACAGGGUAGGGGGAUCAGAUAUCUGCAUUUGUUUUCAGACAAUCUUUACCUUUAAAACAUUCAUAGUGUUUCCACAGGAAAAGUCAUGUUACAUUUGAGGCAGACAAUAUGUAAUUGAGGAGACUACGCUUUUAUAGCAAAGGGGUACUUUGACAGCAGGCAGUUUUGAUUUGAGAUUUUCAAAUCUAUGCAAAUCAGAUUUGUAUGUCAUGAAGUAAAGGACGACCAAAGUCUACUUAGAAUUUUCCACCACUUGUUCUGCUUGGGAUUGUAGAACUGGAGAAAAUGUUACUCGAUACUGGACAUGCUGUGAUUCUGCUAAAGUAUUAAAAAAAAAACCCUGCUGUAGCUUCAGGAGACUGGUCAUGGUCACUGUUCAUUUUAAAUGUUGCUUGGAAAAUUCACUCAGUGUGUGUGAGUCUACUUUAUGUGUUGGGCAUUCACGUCACUACCUUGCUCUUUCAUAGUCAGCUGCCAUUUGCCUUUAAACUUAAAAGUAUACGCCUCUCGAGCGUUCAUUUUGUCUUUUUAUUCUUUGAUGCCCCCUUCACACCUGAUUAAGACGGCCUUACAGUCGUAAGGAUCACUGCAAAUUUACAAAACCUCAUUUUAAUGGGAAAUGGCACCACUACGCUCUUAUCAUAAGGUAUACAGAGGUUUUCUCUGUUGCUUUUUCCUGCCAUCUUAUCAAAUUGUUGCCACCAAUCUAGUUUUACAAAGUUUGCAUUUGAACUGCAGCCUGAAGAAUUUCCCCCAACCUUCUCGCUAACUGCCUGAAUGCACAAUUUGGAGGUGUGCACACCCUACCUGAAAGGGAGUGCAGCGUAUGCCGAUCGCUUAUUAGGGAAUAAUAUGAACAGAUGUUUCAAAAACAGCACUGCAUGCAUAUUUUCAAUUUGGCAGAAUAGACUUUUAAACAUAGCAGUGAAAGCCAAAAUCAAUCAGGUUGGGGUUAGGAGUGACACCGAGCUUCAGCAGACAAUAGAAAAGGAAUACAGAUGGCGUCUUGUUUUUUUUUUUUUAACCUCCUACCUCUGGCGUUGCUAACUACUCUAAUCGCUAAUGAAAGUCAUGAAAACAGUUUGUAAAAUUUCACCAUCAUGUAGAUUUUGCUUCAUUUGACUAAAACAAAGGUUUUGUGCAUCUUCUCACGCAAGUUUCAUGCAAACACUCAGUGUCAGCUUGACUCAAGAAGAAUUAGUGACCAUUCACAGCAGAAGAUCUUUCCAAGACCGUCAUGGUGCGGUCUUAGUCCGGUGUGAAGGGGGCUUUGUCUAAGGCAUUCUUUUUCUUUAUAGAUGACCGUGUAUUUCGCUACUCGUUGUGUUUUAGUGGCGUAACCAUCACCUUGUUGGUGAACUGUGAAGUGCAAUUGCAAAUUGUCUGUAUUGUGUCUUAGGAAUCUUAGGGUUUAAUGUCAUUUGGUUGAGAAUACUUUUUUUUUUUUUUUCGGAAUGACUCGCAAGACAUGAUCCCCUGAUUUGCACUACAGGAUUGAAACGACGGCAGUUGUUUGAUGCUUCUUAGGACACGUAGCUUCUAGUUUGCACUCCUAAUUUGUAGUAGCUAUUUCAAAUAAUGAAGAGAAAAGCUGCCUCUUGUUUGGAAGCCUUUUAAUUAGCAUAGUUAUGGAAAGGAUGAUGAGAUUUGAGUUAAAAGCAGCUGUGUGUAUCGUUUUGCUGCACCUUAUAUGUAAAGAAAGAAAUUGGUUUAAUUUUCUCCGUUUGCUUUUGGAAUGGAUUAACUGUGCCCAAAAACAACAGAUAUCACUGUGAUAUAAAUAGAUAUAUACUUUUUACAAAAUUUGAAUUCAUAAAUUAACAGCAUUUAUAUUGGAACAACCUAGGUUCACAUCCUUUUAAUGUUUUAGUAAAGAAAAAAGUGUUUUCCCAGACCCAUUGAAAUGGACUGAUCUGCAGUAAUGUAUUUCAAAAUGAUUCAUUUGUACUUGCUGGAUAAACACCAAAUGAGUUUAUAAUUAUUGCCUUGGUUUUGGAUACAGGAUAUUUAAUGAGUGACAGAUGAAAUAUCUUUGCCAUGUUGAUGCAGUUGAGUCUUCUGAAAAUAAAGGGACUUAAAAAAAUG
Molecule: messenger RNA, 5474 nt
Organism: Fundulus heteroclitus (mummichog)
Lineage: Eukaryota; Metazoa; Chordata; Actinopteri; Cyprinodontiformes; Fundulidae
Gene: enpp5
Product: ectonucleotide pyrophosphatase/phosphodiesterase 5
Exons: 4
Coding region: 330-1805 (491 amino acids)
Source: RefSeq, a predicted model, not a curated record